AUGGCCAUGUGGCUGGUUGCUGAAGCCACACCCACCUAUCGUGACAGCUAUGUCAGCAGCGGCAACUCCGCUUUUCCACUGUCAGGCCAGUGGUCUGAUCUGAGGAUCGUUCUUCUGGGUAAAACUGGAUCAGGAAAAAGUGCAACAGGAAACACUAUACUGGGCAGAAAGGCUUUUGAAGUUGAUGAUUUCAUGAAAUCAACAAAUAAACUGAGUGAGAAACAGAAAGGAAAGGUGGGAGGAAGAAAUGUCUCCAUGAUAGACACUCCAGGACUGUUUAACACAGCUAUGGAUAAACAACAAGUGAAGGCUGAAAUAGAGAAGUGUGUGCAGAUGUCAUCUCCUGCUCCUGGCCCUCAUGCGUUCCUGCUGGUUAUAAAACUUGGUGCAAAAUUCACAGAGGAGGAGAAAAACUCACGGAUUCAGGAGAACUUUGGAGAAGAUGCUGUGAAGUACACCAUCGUUCUGUUCACUCACGCUGAUGAACUGAAGGGUAAACCUGUAGAGGAAUAUAUCAGCAAAAGCAAAGAUCUACAGCAACUGAUUCAGACCUGCUAUGGUAGAUAUCACUCGUUCAACAAUGAACACAGAAAUGAUCGAGAUCAAGUCACAGAACUGCUGAAAAUGAUUGUAAAGAUGGUCAAUUUCAAUGGAGGGAAGCCCUGCACUAGGAAGAGGAAUUAA
Carassius carassius (crucian carp) is the source of this 684-nucleotide messenger RNA. Its product is annotated as GTPase IMAP family member 9-like. The transcript is spliced from 3 exons. The coding region runs from base 1 to 684 and encodes 227 amino acids. The record is from RefSeq and is a predicted model, not a curated record. NCBI's taxonomy places the organism in Eukaryota, Metazoa, Chordata, Actinopteri, Cypriniformes, Cyprinidae. Gene Ontology annotation, molecular function: GTP binding.